UUUCGCCCUAUUGGAUGUCCCUGGCCUAACUUGUCCCAAAACUCCCUGCCCUUCCCAGAAUUCCUCAUCAUUCAUUCAGACACACCUUUCCUACAACUCCAACAUCAUCCCCUUCUCACAACCUUCUCACAAUCCUCUCAAGUUCCUUCACCUAAGACAGCCUUCUUCUAUGUCGACCAUAGCAACCAUGGCCAUGCUUCAUGCCAAAUGCCUCAGCAUCAACUCACCCUCCAACCACCUCAACCCUGCAAAGCCAACAGUGAGAAAGCCCAUUUCCCUCCUCUCACUUCAAACACUCCCAAAAGGACUCACAACCUGCAAACCAAUAACAACACCCGGCCCUUCUUCCUUUACCGCCACCGCCAUCGCCGGAGCCAUCUUUUCCACCUUGAGCAGCUCCGACGCAGCCUUCGCAGCGCAGCAGAUCGCCGACAUCGCCGAGGGUGACAACCGAGGCCUUGCACUGCUGAUUCCCAUAAUCCCAGCCAUUCUUUGGGUCCUCUACAACAUCCUCCAGCCUGCACUCAACCAGCUCAAUAGAAUGAGAAGCGAGAAGGGAGUCAUCGUGGGGCUUGGGCUCGGCGGUGGACUGGCAGCGGGCGGGUUCAUGGCGACGCCCAGUGCGUCGGCUAGCGAGGUCAUGAUGAUCGCCGAUGCCUCUUCUUCAAGUGACAGCAGGGGGUUGCUUCUGUUGUUUGUGGUGGCUCCAGCCAUUCUUUGGGUCCUCUACAACAUCCUUCAGCCGGCACUGAACCAGAUCAAUAGAAUGAGGUCGGGAUAACUGUGUUUUUUUUUCCUUCUUUUUAUGGGUGAAGGAGGUGGUGGUAGUAUUGCACUUGCGUCAUGUGUACCGAAUUUUUGUGUUCUAUGAUGAUUAUUGUUUGAAAAGAAGCCUAUGGAAUUUGUAUAUAAUUAAGUAACAUCUAAGUUGAUGUUACCGUGCAGACGGUUUUAAUUGGUUUUAUUUGAAUUACUCUAGUAGAAGUCACUCAAAUAAAUAGAAGGGAAGGAGGGAGAUUGGUGUUUACAGUGAAGAAAUACUUCUUUAUGAUCAGGACUAAUGAAGUUCCUUUUGUAGCUA
This is a messenger RNA of Elaeis guineensis (African oil palm), 1081 nucleotides long. Its product is annotated as photosystem II reaction center proteins PsbY, chloroplastic. NCBI's taxonomy places the organism in Eukaryota, Viridiplantae, Streptophyta, Magnoliopsida, Arecales, Arecaceae. Gene Ontology annotation, cellular component: membrane; chloroplast thylakoid; photosystem II. Gene Ontology annotation, molecular function: manganese ion binding. The record is from RefSeq and is a predicted model, not a curated record. Gene Ontology annotation, biological process: cell redox homeostasis; photosynthesis.